UUUAAUAAUUUUAUUACUAGAGUGAAUAUAACAAUUUAUUCACAAAAAGAAGAAGCCAAAACACAAUCCAUAAUAAACUUAUUUGUAAAAUUUAAUAAUACAUAAACUCAGACAUAAUUGAAAUUCAUGACACAGCUAUUCCUCGUUACGAUGUCUCCGUGGUCGAUAGUCGAUGUUAUUCGGAUAGCGGGUUCUCGUACGUCGGCCGGUUCGUAUGGUCUGUCGUGGCGUUGGCCUCAGGAUCUCGUACUCUAGAGUAGGCCAUUCAGACUCAUCUGGUAGCGGCAUUAUGAUGCUAGAGUAAGCGUUGAUGUAGGACUGAAUUGAAAAAACAGUUGGAAUUAAAUGGUCCACGGUGACACUACAAAAAACAUAUACUACGUGGACAUGAUUGCAUAGGAGGUGAAAUGUUACCCAUUGACCACAGCUACAUGUUCGCAACUGUGCGAAAAGUGUCUAUGCUCCGCAGUGGCUGAUCCAUUGGUUGCUGAAAGAAUGGAUUACCAUCCUCUUCCUCCUCAUCUUCCUCCUCAACAUUUUUAGACACCACGAUGAAUACUUCAACUGCAUCGUAUUCACGUGAUGCUUUUCGUAAAAAAUGUCGCCAUGUUGGUUGGUCGUUGAUUGCGAGAGGUCGUGAACCAACUUGUAUUGAACUUCACGAUUUACAACUUGUAUCUCACCACUCCAAUAAACUACUAGAAGUAUACUAUUAUCUUCUAACAUUGUUUAUUUUGGUCCGUAGAAGAAUGGAGUAAAUACAUCUUCCUACUAGCCUUCGUCCUCUUCGACCUGAAAAUUUUGUCACCUGCCAUAUGAAGAAGCCUGGCCAGUCUACAGGUGAUCUUUCCCCAAGUAUAGCAGAACGAAACCCAUUAGAGAGUGCAUAUGUCAUUCUUUCAUUAGCAAUUUUAUUCAAUAUGCUUCUUCCAUCUCUAGGUGAGGACAUUAAGUUUUGCCCUGGAUCAUUCACCGCAAAUGGGGCAUGUGCUAGCAUAGAUUGUGGGGAUUUGGCAUCAUUUCAAUGGCCAGCAAGCUCGAUGUUUCAUAGUUGUGUGUGCUCUGAUGCUGGAGAAAAUAAAAGUACCUGCACUUGUCAAAUUGUUUGUGGGUGUUGUGGCUAAAUGAUUAUAUUCACAUUUCUCAUUUAAUUUUGUUAAAUCUAUACCCAUUGAUAUGAAUUUCAUAUUGGUGUGGUUAUAACAAAAUUUAGUGAGAGGUGUCAAUAUAACAAUUUAAGAGAUAAAUUUAGCAUCACUCAUUGUUUGUCCUGUUAAUUAGAGAUGGAUAUCCUUCAUUUUAAAUAAGAUAUAUUUUCUUCAUGAAUAUAUUAUGGGAAGUGAACAUCAAUAUAAAAGUAUUGAAUACAAUAAAUUAUUUGUCUGGAU
This is a messenger RNA of Cuscuta campestris, 1388 nucleotides long. The record is from the annotation of a GenBank genome assembly. NCBI's taxonomy places the organism in Eukaryota, Viridiplantae, Streptophyta, Magnoliopsida, Solanales, Convolvulaceae.